This is a messenger RNA of Cooperia oncophora, 324 nucleotides long. Lineage: Eukaryota; Metazoa; Nematoda; Chromadorea; Rhabditida; Trichostrongylidae. The record is from the annotation of a GenBank genome assembly.
AUGGGUACAAUUUAUUCAGCUUCGUUUACCAUCUGGGGCUGGAUUGGUCGAGACAAUGAAGUGAUACCGUUCUGCAAUCCUCCGCUAGGCCUUGCGCCGAACGUCUCUCGUAUCUGGUCUAUCACAAAUGUGAUCAUCAACACUGUAGUUGUCUUUGUAUAUGCAGUUAUUAUCGUACUUGUACGCGUCAAAGGUAUCUUGCUUCACUGCUUUCCCAUGUUUCCACCGCGGAAUUCCUCGGCGUACCGCGAGAACCAAAAGGCGAUUCGGCGUCUCAAGGUCAUUGUGAUAAUUUUUGUCUGCUCCUGGUAUAUGGCGAUUUUA